AUAAAUACGGGCAGCCACCAUACAUCCCAGGGUCACCACACAACACAAGACCAACACACAUCUGUCGACGAGAGUAAGAGAGAUCGAGGGACUCAACUGUUCCAAUUCCACACACAUUCCACUAGCUGCAGCUUAAGCAUCGGCACUUGGAGCAGCACCGCAUCACCAUGUCGUCCAACUGCGGUGAGGAGAAGGAGCUGGUCUGCGUGACCGGCGCCGGCGGCUUCAUCGGCUCCUGGGUGGUCAAGGAGUUGCUCCAGCGUGGCUACCGUGUCAGGGGAACUGCGAGGGACCCUGCGGACAGCAAGAACGCCCACCUGCUGGCUCUGGAUGGCGCCAAGGAGCGCCUCACCCUGUGCCGCGCCGACGUCCUCGACCGCGCCUCCCUCCACGCCGCCUUCGCCGGCUGCAACGGCGUCUUCCACGUCGCCUCCCCGGUCUCCAACGACCCGGAGCUGGUGCCGGUGGCGGUGGAGGGCACCCGGAACGUCAUCAACGCCGCGGCGGACGAAGGCGCGCGCCGCGUCGUCUUCACCUCCUCCUACGGCGCCGUCCACAUGGACCCCAACCGUAGCCCCGACGCCGUCCUCGACGAGACAUGCUGGAGCGACUACGACUUCUGCAAGCGAUCAGACAACCUGUACUGCUGCGCCAAGAUGAUGGCGGAGAUCACGGCGACGGAGGAGGCGGCGGCGCGGGGGCUGCAGCUGGCCGUGGUGCUUCCCUGCAUGACCAUGGGCCCCAUGCUGCAGCAGACGCUCAACUUCAGCACCAACCACGUCGCGCGCUACCUCAUGGGCACCAAGCGCUCCAUCCCCAACGCCGUCGCCGCCUACGUCGACGUCCGCGACGUCGCGCGCGCGCACGUCCUCGCCUACGAGCGCCCCAGCGCGUGCGGACGCUACCUCUGCAUCGGCACCGUGCUGCACCGCGAACAGCUCGUCGCCAUGCUCAAGGAACUCUUCCCGCAGUACCCCGUCACAGCCAAGUGCGAGGACGACGGCAAGCCGAUGGCGAAGCCGUUCAAGUUCUCCAACCAGAGGCUCAGGGACCUGGGCUUGGAGUUCACUCCGCUCAGGAAGAGCUUGUACGAGACCGUGGUGUGCCUGCAGCAGAAGGGUCACCUGCCUGUCAUCCAACAACAGCAGCGCGCGUACUUGUAAACCAGACCAGAGGACAUGCCGGGAUUUCUCAGAUAAAAGUGAACAUGGCAAACAACACACAGAAAGAGAAGCACAAGAAGAUGAUAUGAGGAAUUUGUAAACUUCGUAUACUCUUUUUUUUUUCUUUUCUAUACAAGUGUAUUACGUUGUUCACACACACACACACACACACACACACAUAAAAUCUACAGUUGUAUGAUCCAUUCUUAUUCUGUAUCAUGGCACAUGUAAAGUCGUUAAUGUGA
This is a messenger RNA of Sorghum bicolor (sorghum), 1408 nucleotides long. RefSeq names its product cinnamoyl-CoA reductase 1. Bases 168 to 1163 code for a protein of 331 amino acids. The transcript is spliced from 5 exons. Gene Ontology annotation, molecular function: oxidoreductase activity, acting on the CH-OH group of donors, NAD or NADP as acceptor. The record is from RefSeq and is a predicted model, not a curated record. NCBI's taxonomy places the organism in Eukaryota, Viridiplantae, Streptophyta, Magnoliopsida, Poales, Poaceae. Gene Ontology annotation, biological process: lignin biosynthetic process.